CAAGGAGUCCGUUUGUCGGAAGAUGGAGAAAGGAUAUGUAAAGCUUGAGGGGUCAGGACAAACUCUUAUUCGCGCCCCUUCCUGCCGCUGGGCGUAGCAGGUUGCGGAUGUGGGGUCCCAAACAACUGGGUGGCAUGGAUAACUUCCACAAUCAGUGUUUGGAUUCAAUAUCGUUUGCAAGCAAUGCCCCGAGAAUGUUUUGGAUCUCGGACGGCGAUUGUUGCAGCCCGAAUCCGCCAUGCCAGCCCCUAGGUGCCAGUACGCGAGGGCGAAGGCGAGGAUGAGUCAUGUACGCGAAAGUCAUCAUGCCGACCAUCCUCAAGCCAAGAUUAGCAAAGAAGAGCAAGAGAUUCAAAACGUUUUUGCGAGCCCUCUCGCGACCAGAUCCCGGAGCACGAUCCUUGCAGCCCGAAACCGCCAUGCCAGCCCCUAGGUGGCAGUAACCGAGGGCAAAGGCUAGGACUAGUUAUUUACGCGAAAGUCAUCAUGCCGACAAUCCUCGCACCAUGAUUAGCAAGAGAUCCGCGGUGAGCUUCUCUUCCCGAGGCAUUGCUCGGAGACGAACUGAUCUCGAUCGGUGAGCUUCUCUUCUCGAGGCAUUGCUUGGAGACGAACUGAUCCGAUCUUGAAUCCAAACAUUGGUCUGCAAUUUGUCUUGGCUCGUAAACAUGGAACAAAGUACUUCCCCAGAAAUACUUGAACUCCACUGCCUCCUCUUUCAAGGCAGCUGAAACUUUCUCCUCGGCGUUCACUCGGAGUUCAUCUCCUCGUGGUGUGUGUAUAAUGCGUCGGCACCUUCUCCUGGCCUACCAAUUCUGACAAUCAAUUCAGAGCCCCUCUCCCUCAGAUAGUCCCUCAAAUUGGAUACACAUUCUAGCAGAAACUUGGCUCUGUAAGGACCAGUCUUGUCAAACCCAGAAGAGGACUUCCAGAAGAGGAUCAAAGCAGUAUACAUGCACGAUUGACAUACUGUGAUUACUAGCUUGCACAAGAGCUUCGUGGUCGUGAACUCGAAGAUCAUUCCUGAACCAUACGAUUGUGGCUUUCCUCAAACCUGCUGGGUUCCUAGGUUCUCCGAACUGACAUGAAGGGCUUUGAGCUUUCCAGAUCGUCUCUGGAAGCAACGACGAUUUCUUCUUCAGCGUCGCCACUAUCAGUUUCACUCGCUUGUGAACUCGCUCUCGCAAAUGCGAAGAGCAUCCAUUCCACUGCAAGGGUUUCUCAAAUUCAAAAUGUGUUUCUCAAAAUUCAAAAUUCAAAAUUCAUUUCCGGCCUUCUUCACUCUCACAUUUUCGACCUCCACACCGAACCCAAUCAAGCUCAGCAGAUAAUGAUGCUCGGCAAAAUCUCUUAAAUAAGAAUUCACCUCUUCAUAGCCUGGAUAACGUCG
Molecule: messenger RNA, 1390 nt
Organism: Marchantia polymorpha subsp. ruderalis
Lineage: Eukaryota; Viridiplantae; Streptophyta; Marchantiopsida; Marchantiales; Marchantiaceae
Source: the annotation of a GenBank genome assembly